AUGGCUGAGCUGUCGGCGGCCGGCAGCAAGUACAUCGACGGCGAGGUGGAGAACGCCGUGGAGGGCGUCAAGCGCAUGAAGGCGCUCAUGGAGCAGAGCAGCAAGGAGCACCGCGCGGCGCUGCGCGGGCUGCAGGACACCAAGCGCCACAAGGAGGAGGCCGUGCAGCGGGCGCGCGCGGCGGAGCGGCGGCUGGCGGAGCGGCGGGCGGCCUGCAACGGCAGCGCCGCGGCGCUCUGGGAGGAGUGCAAGCCGUGCCUCAAGCGCACGUGCGUGCGCCUCUACUCGCGCGUCUGCCACAGCGGCUCCGCGCUGCUGGGGCGCCAGCUCGAGGAGCUCCUGAACCGCUCGUCGCCCUUCUCCGUGCGCGCCGAGGGCGAGCGGCUGGACGCGCUGCAGGAGCGCGCGCGCUGGCAGGAGCGCCGCUUCGCCGAGCUCGAGGAGAGCUUCGGCCUGCUGCAGGACGGCGUCGACGACAUCUUCGAGGAGAGUGCGCGGGUGCCCCUGCACCCUUUCCCGCUGCCGGCGGGGCCCUGGCGCCCGGCGCCCCGCCGCUUCGCGGUGCGGGGCCGGCGCGUGGCCCGCCAGCUGCAGCCCUUCCUGUCGCACCCGCACCCCGGCUUCCACCGCCUCUUCCAGCCCUUCCUGGAGCUCACACAGCGCAUGUUCGAGGACGCGCAGCGCGUCGCCGAGAGCGAGCCCUGGAGACACCCGCUCGUGGGCUUUGCGGCCGAGCCGCGCAACAGCACCGACGAGCGCAUGGUGUGCCGGGAGAUCCGGCGCAACUCGGCCGGCUGCCUGAAGAUGCGGGAUGAGUGCGAGAAGUGCCAGGAGAUCCUGGAACUGGACUGCGCGGAUGCGGACGAGGAGCAGGAGCAGCUGCGGGAGCAGCUGGAGGAGGCGCUGCGCCUGGCCGAGCGCUUCGCCCGCCGCUACGACGAGCUGCUGGGCGCCUUCCAGGCCGACAUGCUCAACACCACGGGCCUCCUGGAGCAGCUCAACCGCCAGUUCGGCUGGGUGUCCCGCCUGGCCAACCUCACGCAGCGCGACGACGGCUUCCUGCAGGUCACCACGGUGCUUUCCAAGGCCCCCAACGCGGAGGACCCGUCGGCGCCGCCGGACACGCAGGUGACCGUGCAGCUCUUCGACGAGGAGCCGCUGGUGCUGACGGUGCCGGGCGCGGUGCCGUGGGACGACCCGCGCUUCAUGGAGCUGGUGGCCGAGCAGGCGCUGCGCCUCUACAAGCAGCGCGCGCUGGAGUAGCUGUGCCGCUGCUGCCGUGCCACCCGCUGCGUCUCCGGCACCCCUCACCCUUCCCGCGGCUUCGGGGAGCCCCCCGUGCACAAUAAAGGUA
Messenger RNA from Nothoprocta perdicaria, 1354 nucleotides. It is a transcript of the gene CLU, whose product is annotated as clusterin. The coding region runs from base 1 to 1263 and encodes 420 amino acids. Lineage: Eukaryota; Metazoa; Chordata; Aves; Tinamiformes; Tinamidae. The record is from RefSeq and is a predicted model, not a curated record. The transcript has 8 exons.